UAAGACUUCAUUCGUGAUUUUUUUGAUUCGACUUGGAAUUUUGUUCUAUUAAUUUAUACUAGUUAUUGUAUAUCGCCUGCGUUUCAGCCGUUAAAGCAUGACUUGGAGGCAAUCGAUUUGUUAUUAGAAUUUCGUUACUGAUUUGACAAAGUCGAGAGGUGAUCGCCAUUGAGUGUGCUAGAUAUUCGAGUGGCAUUUUGCAAGCGCAUGUGGAUCUAUAUUCUCUUAAUAGUCAUAGGGUUAGGUGUCAAGGCAGUCGGCGGAGACUGACGUUGCUUGCGGAAUAUUGAAAACGAAAGAAAAGUCGAUUAGCGAACACCUCUCGCGUUAUCGCUUUGGCAGAUCAACGUAUCUGAAGGAAGACAGGCCACAAUCUGCCCAACAAUGUCUAGUCAGGAACUGCUGGCCCUCGCAGAAUCUGGUGACUGUACUUGGAGUCGAAAUAGCGACAAUCCUAGGCAUAUGUCAGAUCAAAAAAGCAGCUCAAAAACUACUUAUACCCUAAACAAGAGCUGGACAUCAACUGAAAACGGCUCAACCUCUCCCAUGAGUAAAGCUGCCGUUGCAAAUUUGUUACGACAAAUAAAAGGUUUCAUCAGUUCGGAUGUCACAGUUGAGGGAAACGAAUCAGGUGAAUAUUGGGGUGUUGGUGAAGGCCCUGUCGUGAGGGGUUGGGGCCAGUCGCCUCGACAACCGCCAGAACAUCAAAUCAGUACGAACAGCAGUACUAGCAACGAUAGCCACCAAAUACAGACGCAGCAUGCCUCCCUCCAGUUCAUUACUUCGACUAACAACAACAACAACAACAAGUUCUCGACAGGGUGGAAUAAUAGUGAAACUCAAACAGCAUCCACAGCUGCUAGGUGGGAAGCAAUGCCGUUAACACAACGCAGACGGACUUCGCAAGAAACCAAUAAUAUCCAGGUGUUAGAUAGGACACCAGUAGCUGCUGUAGAGAGUAGCUCCGUAAGUGCGGGCGAUUGUCAACCAUUCCAAGUUGGUAUUCCAUAUAAAUCCCCUUCAAAGAUUUCCAUUUCAAGCUCGUUGCAAAAGAAUUCGACCCAGACAGGCUGGGUUUACCCUGCUGGAGGUAAAUCAAAUCGGUACUCACCUACACGAGGUAGUGUGACUCAAGCUCCAAUGCUGAAACAGCCAAGCCUGCCUUCUGCGAAGAUUUUUUAUGUAGGAAAAUCGACCGUCGCAGUGACUUCUGUUGGUUGUGAGAACACACAUACGAAAGUACCCAUUUGGAGUGCCAAAUUUAAUUCCACAAUCCAAUGAAUGCAACAGCUACAGCUACCGUAGCGACUGUCAUAGCUCCCGCAAUGCAUCUGCAAGCAGUUUCGUCGCAUUUACUACCCCGUGCACACGUUGAAGCGUUACAUGAUAACGAUAUGUCGAGCAUUAACGUUGUCGAGUCACAAAUGCAAAAGUUAUCUGUUCUAGUAGAUCUUGUUCAACAGGCUUUGCAAAUUAACGGAACAAUUCCCACUUGCGUCUGUCGGUGUGAUGAGUGCAACCAGCGGCCAUAAGGUGGAAAUUUCGGAUUUGAACGUUGUUUUGGUUUUGGUAAUAGUGAAUAACACACUGUGGAACAAAGAGGGCAUCCGUACUCCGCUGUGCAUAUCCACGCUACUACGGAAGAGCUGCAGAAAAAAUGAUUGCGAUACCGUGUUCCAUUUUUGAUUAAUUUCGAUGUACUAAAUUCCCUCGAAGAGCACGCUUGAACGAUGCAAUUGCUUGGUAAUUAUAAUGGCUUCAUGAAGACCUUGCUUGAACCGACCACGGAUGACGAAAAUGCACGCAUGUUGGCUUAAAAAGUGUGGUCUUCCUGUUCCGCCAAGGUUUCUAUCUUAUGUUUUACAAAGCUUUGUGGUAUUUACUUUAAGCGAGCCGGAAUAUUCAUGUCAGCGUAGGCUAAGAUUCUGCCAGAACAGGGAAGUCAGUUUACGUGUGAAUCUUGCGGUUAAGGUUAACCAAUUACAUGUUGCGGAACGGGCGUAGGAGGUUAUGAUAGGCUCGCAUAUUGUUACAUUAAUUUAUAAAAUUACCAGUUUCUGUUGAAGUUAA
Varroa destructor (honeybee mite) is the source of this 2070-nucleotide messenger RNA. RefSeq lists its product as uncharacterized. The record is from RefSeq and is a predicted model, not a curated record. NCBI's taxonomy places the organism in Eukaryota, Metazoa, Arthropoda, Arachnida, Mesostigmata, Varroidae.